Messenger RNA from Oenanthe melanoleuca, 2947 nucleotides. RefSeq names its product cholinergic receptor nicotinic beta 3 subunit (gene CHRNB3). The coding region runs from base 173 to 1552 and encodes 459 amino acids. Lineage: Eukaryota; Metazoa; Chordata; Aves; Passeriformes; Muscicapidae. The transcript has 6 exons. Gene Ontology annotation, molecular function: transmembrane signaling receptor activity; acetylcholine-gated monoatomic cation-selective channel activity. Gene Ontology annotation, biological process: signal transduction; monoatomic ion transmembrane transport; regulation of membrane potential. Gene Ontology annotation, cellular component: postsynaptic membrane; neuron projection; synapse. The record is from RefSeq and is a predicted model, not a curated record.
AAUGAAGUGUGAUUUGCCAAGCGUCAUAAUGAGGGAAAGAUAAGGCUAGAAAGAUGCUGCCUUGCCUUGCAGACUCAACUGUCUUAGAUUUUUAGCUAGGUUGUUUUAGUCCCUUACAGAGAUGAGACCGAUUUGCUUAUGAAAACAGAAGAUCAGAUUUAAAGGAAAAGCCAUGGCGGUGCCCAUGCUUUGCCUGGUGCUCCUUGUGCUGUGCCUGAGCCACUCAGAUGUGAAUGCCUUCAGUUCCAUUGCUGAAAAUGAGGAUGCACUCCUUAAGCACUUAUUUGAAGGCUAUCAGAAAUGGGUCCGCCCUGUAGAAAACUCCAAUGACACCAUCAAAGUCCUUUUUGGGUUAAAGAUAUCACAGCUUGUGGAUGUGGAUGAGAAGAACCAGCUGAUGACAACCAACGUGUGGCUGAAACAGGAAUGGAUCGACCACAAACUCUCCUGGAAUCCAGAUGAAUACGGUGGCAUCACUGCUAUCCGGGUCCCCUCUGAGUCUCUGUGGCUUCCAGACAUUGUUUUGUUUGAAAACGCUGACGGACGUUUUGAGGGAUCCCUGAUGACCAAAGCCAUAGUGAAGUACAAUGGAGUGGUGACCUGGACACCACCGGCCAGUUAUAAGAGCUCCUGCACAAUGGAUGUGACCUUCUUCCCCUUCGACAGGCAGAACUGCUCCAUGAAGUUUGGGUCGUGGACAUACGAUGGCAAUAUGGUGGACUUGAUUUUAGUGGAUGAAAAUGUAGACAGGAAAGACUUCUUUGAUAAUGGGGAGUGGGAGAUCUUAAAUGCCAAAGGUAUGAAAGGCAACAGGAGGGAUGGGCUGUACUCUUACCCGUUUGUCACUUACUCCUUUGUGUUGAGGCGCCUUCCACUGUUUUACACUCUUUUCUUAAUAAUCCCUUGCUUGGGCUUGUCUUUUCUAACUGUCCUGGUGUUUUACCUGCCUUCAGAUGAAGGAGAAAAGCUUUCAUUGUCAACAUCAGUUCUAGUCUCCCUCACUGUUUUCCUUUUAGUGAUUGAGGAAAUAAUCCCUUCUUCUUCCAAAGUCAUCCCUCUGAUCGGUGAGUAUCUGCUCUUCAUCAUGAUCUUUGUGACCCUCUCCAUCAUCGUGACUGUGUUUGUUAUCAAUGUCCACCACCGAUCCUCAGCAACUUACCACCCCAUGGCUCCCUGGGUUAAAAGGCUCUUUCUCCAGAAGUUGCCUCGUCUGCUCUGCAUGAAGGGCCAUGUAGAUCGCUACUCCUUCUCAGAGACUGAAGAAAAGGGAACCACCUCGAAAUCAAAGUUUCUGGGGAAGCAGAAGUACAAGCAAGCAAAAGACGGAGAAAAAAUUGUUAUUGCCUUUCUGGAAAAGGCAGCUGACUCCAUUCGGUACAUUUCCAGGCACGUUAAAAAGGAGCACUUCAUCAGACAGGUUGUACAAGACUGGAAAUUUGUCGCUCAAGUCCUGGAUCGGAUCUUCCUGUGGUUAUUUCUGGUGGUGUCAGUGACGGGUUCAGUUCUCAUCUUUACCCCUGCAUUACGGAUGUGGUUGAACAACACUUUGUAGAAAACACUCCUGCAGUAACAUACAGCAAGUACAGAGCCAAGGGAUGGUGGUGCCUUGGAGCCUGGCCUCUGCUGUACAAGAGAGAAAGCAGCAGCAAGAAUGAGGAAUGUGAUGGUAACAGUGGGCAUUUAUCAGGGCUUUUAAUCCUCAUAACUGUACCAGUUAUAGAUUUUGCUGAGAUCAGAGAAGACCUUAGUGCACAGCCAAGGCCUAAAGUGAACUGAGGUUGCACAACUGGAUUUUAAUUAUUUUAUUGUUAGCUUGGUUGUAUUACUAUAAAAGCCAAGAUUAGUAGUUAAAAUUGGAAAUAGAAGUCUCUACUCAGUUCAUCUGUGUUUCCAAGCAAAAACCACUAAGUGUCUAUAGGUUGCUUUAUGUGUAUGUCAGAACUGGCAAUUGCAUCGCAUGUGCAUCAGAAAAGUAUAAAAUCUUCUUAGAUGGGAUGCUCAAAACCUUGACUCUCUAGCCUCACCUUGCAGGAUCAGCUCGACAGGGGCAGAAUCUGCCGCUGUCUACCUGCUACCAGCCUUUAUGGUGUGCACACUUGGUCUCUCACCUCAGCCAUCAGGUAUUGCCCAAUACAAGGUAUUGCCCAAUUUUCAGUAUUAUUUGCAGUUUUGCUUGCUGCUGUGUAAUGUACUAGAAGGCUGACAAAGUGACGAUUUUCCCCCAUGCUGCACAUUUAGAAACUAUUAUUCCUUCACCUGCUUUUUCACAAGUGGAAUAUCACUUACGUGAAGGUGGCUAUGCUCCUCCAUGGGGUAACAGUGACAUUCCUGAAGUGUUCAGCUGGAGGGAAGCAGCAGACAUCUCUUUUGGCAGAUGAAAGUUGUGGCUGUUGCAGGAAUGGUAUUUCUCUUGAGAGCUGUGGGGUGGGUUGGUCACCAGGAAGAUACAUUUUUGGAUGUUGGCUUGUCCGUGUUUCCUAGGCAAUUCAGAAUUUCAUUCCUUUGAUUCAUUUACCAGGGGAUCCUUUUGCAUGAUUAGAAGCAGCUCUUAAAAGUGUUAAAUAAUUGAGAUGUGAUGGAAAACCCUCAGGUAAAACUCUUAAACACAGGAAUAAAGCUCUCACCACAUUUGCUGGGGCAGUAUUUUCCAGCAUGGCGUGCUUGAGAAAAUCCUAUUCAUAACUUGCAAAUAUUUUCAAGAUUAGCAAGGGAUUUGGAGAUCCAAUUUUUGACAAGCUAAAUAUGUGUUAAAGUUUUAGCUAGUCUUGAAACUGUCUCCCUAGAGAUGGAGGUUAGAAAGUGUUAAAAAUACAGAAAGGUGUUCUUGUACUUGGAUUGUGCAUGCCACACCAGACUCCCACGAGUAAUCCUAUCAUGUUGUGUCAAUACAGAAACUUGUGUUCACUUGUGCAAUUAUUAUUAAUAAAGAUUAAGAUUUAAUAAAUGA